This is a messenger RNA of Wyeomyia smithii (pitcher-plant mosquito), 1649 nucleotides long. RefSeq names its product L-2-hydroxyglutarate dehydrogenase, mitochondrial (gene L2HGDH). Bases 264 to 1613 code for a protein of 449 amino acids. Gene Ontology annotation, molecular function: (S)-2-hydroxy-acid oxidase activity; (S)-2-hydroxyglutarate dehydrogenase activity. The record is from RefSeq and is a predicted model, not a curated record. NCBI's taxonomy places the organism in Eukaryota, Metazoa, Arthropoda, Insecta, Diptera, Culicidae. The transcript is spliced from 3 exons.
AAGCUGAUGCUCUUUCGAAAUAUGAAGGUCACGCAAUAAAAGUGCUAAUGAAAAAAAGCGUAAAAACCAAAGAUAGAACUGCUGGUGGGUUAUCGAUCGCAACCGCUUGUUGCCGUAGUUAAUAUUAGUACGGAUCCAACAAUUCAGCAGCCAGCUGAUACAUGACAGCGCGUCUGUAGUUCAGUACUGCAGCUGUGGUAAAAUAGAAACAACAAUCCAGGCGUUCAGUCUGUCACAGUCAGGGAACCUAAUCAUACAUUAGUAUGUUGCCUAAAAUACUAAAUCGUUCCAUAUAUCAGCUAUAUUCGCCGGCAAACAGUAAAAUAUUUAGUGCAGUGGCUCCUGCUUUUAAAUUCUAUUCACAAAAUGCUAAACGGAAAUAUGAUAUUGUGGUUCUUGGAGGUGGAAUUGUUGGAACGGCUUCCGCAAGAGAAAUUUUAUUGCGACAUCCUCGAUUGAAAGUUGCUGUAGUGGAGAAGGAACCAAAACUAGCAUUUCAUCAAAGUGGUCAUAAUAGCGGAGUCGUUCAUGCUGGAAUAUAUUACAAGCCUGGCUCUUUGAAAGCGAAACUCUGUGUGCAAGGUCUUGAUUUAAGCUAUAAAUAUUUCGACGAAAAAAAUAUACCGUACAAGAAAGUGGGUAAAUUGAUUGUCGCAACGAAUGACAUUGAGGUGACGCGUCUGAAUGACUUAUAUGAACGAUCCCUUGCAAACAAUGUUCCCGAUGUACAACUUGUUGAUGCAAAACGCAUAAAAGAGAUAGAACCGUACUGCAAAGGAAUCAAAGCAAUAUGGUCCCCUCAUACAGGAAUCGUAGACUGGGCCUUAGUGACUCAGUAUUAUGCUAAAGAUUUCAAAGAUGCUGGCGGAGAAGUUUAUCUUAAUUUUGAAGUAACGCAAUUUGAAGAAACGAAGGACCCCAACUAUCCGACGUUACUGAGAAGUAAAAAUAACGAUACGGUCCAGUCUAAAUAUGUUUUGACGUGUGGCGGUUUGCAAUCAGACAAAAUAGCCGAACUUACAGGAUGUGCGCCGUUACCGAGAGUGGUACCUUUCCGUGGCGAAUACUUGUUGUUGAAUCAGGAUAAAUGCCACAUGGUCAAAGGAAACAUUUAUCCAGUGCCCGAUCCAAGAUUUCCUUUCCUUGGAGUUCACUUCACACCUAGAAUGGACGGCAAAGUUUGGCUCGGACCCAACGCCGUUCUAGCAUUUAAACGGGAAGGAUACAGUUGGUCUGAUUUUAAUUUGCUAGAGUUUUUGGAUGCAUUGAAGUUCCCUGGUUUAAUCAAGAUGGGAUGGAAGUUCAUGGGAGCUGGUAUUCAAGAGAUUGCCAAGUCUGCAUUUAUCCCCCUUCAGGUAAAAGAAUUACAAAAAUUUAUCCCGGAUAUUCAAGAGUACGAUGUUCAACGAGGGCCUGCAGGUGUUCGAGCGCAGGCGCUUGACAAUGAUGGUAACCUAGUUGACGAUUUUGUUUUUGAUCAUGGUAAAGGUGAGAGUGCGCUAUCCAAAAACAUUCUACAUUGUAGAAAUGCACCUUCACCUGGAGCAACCAGUUCCUUAGCAAUCGCCAAAAUGAUUGCAGACAAAAUUGAACAGGAGUUCAACAUUAAGUGAAUAUUUUACAUCAAAUAAAAAACGUUACAAUUGUUA